Molecule: messenger RNA, 837 nt
Organism: Sebastes umbrosus (honeycomb rockfish)
Lineage: Eukaryota; Metazoa; Chordata; Actinopteri; Perciformes; Sebastidae
Product: 4-galactosyl-N-acetylglucosaminide 3-alpha-L-fucosyltransferase 9-like
Exons: 3
Coding region: 1-837 (278 amino acids)
Cellular component (GO): membrane
Molecular function (GO): alpha-(1->3)-fucosyltransferase activity
Source: RefSeq, a predicted model, not a curated record
AUGGUGAGAGAACAGACCCAGGACCCAAACAACAACAGUUCUGCAGAGCUGCACAUUAACCCACAACCCAGCGACACCCAGAAGAUCCAGGCAGCAGCAGUGGACGCUGAGCCCGACACUAUAGUAUUGAUCUGGAAGAUUCCAUUUGGCCAAAAAUAUAAUAUGAAUUGCAGUAUUUUCAAUAUCGUAAAAUGCCGCUUGACAGCUGACAAGACACUAUACCCUAAGGCCCACGGGGUUCUCUUCCACCACAGGGAUAUAGGAGGCAUGCCGACAGAACCGCGUCCCUAUUUUCAGAAAUGGGUGUGGUUCAAUAUGGAGUCACCUGCACACACAACUCCAAACCCUGAACUUAAUGACGUAUUCAACUUAACAUGCAAUUAUCGCCUCGAUUCAAAUAUUCCAGUGCCUUAUGGGUCUCUGGUGCCAGUGACGUCACAAGAUAAAAGUUUCAAAUUGCCAGCAAAGGACAAGUUGGUGUGUUGGAUCGUGAGCAACUGGAACCCGGGGUCAAAGAGAGUUCAGUUCUACAAUGAACUGAAGAAACACAUCAACAUUCAUACUUAUGGAGGAGCUUUUAGCCAUCGUCCAAGUGACAAAGGCUAUAUAGAGAUAGUUUCUAGUUGUAAAUUCUACCUCUCCUUUGAAAACUCUAUCUACAAAGACUACAUCACAGAGAAGGUAUACAGACCUAUGAUUUGGGGAACUGUACCAGUAGCUCUGGGCACUCUCCAUGAGUCCUAUGAGGACAAUAUCCCUCCUGAUUCUUUCAUUCAUGUCGAUGACUUUUCCACUCCGAAAAAAGGGAAGGGGAGUCAUCAAAUGCAAAAACAGUGA